Messenger RNA from Leptosia nina, 909 nucleotides. The record is from the annotation of a GenBank genome assembly. Lineage: Eukaryota; Metazoa; Arthropoda; Insecta; Lepidoptera; Pieridae.
AUGCCUGAAAAGGGUUUAGCCGAUCCGCUCUCGUUCGCGAAAGAUUUCAUCGCCGGUGGUGUGUCCGCCGCCGUCUCCAAGACAGCGGUAGCCCCGAUCGAGCGUGUGAAGCUGCUUCUCCAGGUACAGCAUGUAUCUAAGCAAAUCGCCGAGGACCAGCGCUACAAAGGUAUCGUUGACGCUUUCGUCCGCAUCCCGAAAGAGCAGGGUCUGCUCUCAUUCUGGCGUGGUAACCUUGCCAACGUCAUCAGGUACUUCCCCACACAGGCUCUUAACUUCGCCUUCAAAGACAAGUACAAGCAGGUGUUCCUCGGUGGUGUAGACAAGAACACCCAGUUCUGGCGCUACUUCGCCGGUAACUUGGCUUCUGGUGGUGCCGCUGGAGCCACAUCUCUCUGCUUUGUAUACCCACUCGACUUCGCCCGUACACGUUUAGCCGCUGAUGUCGGUAAAGGUGAUGGACAACGUGAGUUCAGCGGUCUCGGAAACUGCCUGACCAAGAUCUUCAAAUCGGACGGUAUCAGCGGUCUCUACAGAGGAUUCGGUGUAUCCGUACAGGGUAUCAUUAUCUACCGUGCAGCCUACUUCGGAUUCUAUGACACCGCCCGUGGCAUGUUACCUGACCCUAAGAACACACCGAUUGUAAUCAGCUGGGCCAUCGCUCAAACCGUCACAACAGUUGCUGGUAUCAUUUCAUAUCCAUUCGACACUGUACGUAGGCGUAUGAUGAUGCAGUCUGGACGUGCUAAGGCUGAUAUCCUAUACAAGGGCACACUUCACUGCUGGGCAACCAUCGCCAAGACUGAGGGUGGCGGUGCCUUCUUCAAGGGAGCCUUCUCGAACGUACUCAGAGGCACAGGUGGUGCUUUCGUACUUGUCUUAUACGAUGAAAUCAAGAAACUCCUCUAA